Molecule: messenger RNA, 2325 nt
Organism: Nymphaea colorata (pocket water lily)
Lineage: Eukaryota; Viridiplantae; Streptophyta; Magnoliopsida; Nymphaeales; Nymphaeaceae
Exons: 4
Coding region: 559-1563 (334 amino acids)
Source: RefSeq, a predicted model, not a curated record
UUCAAGAAAUCUCUGCGUUAACGGAAGGAGGGCCCCCCGUCUCCCUGAGAGGGAGGGCCCUGCGAGAAGCUUUGUCGUAAACGAAGGAGCUGUAAAGGUACUUUUCUCCCUCGAGUUUCUCCUCUCCAGGACGACGAGAUUGAUCGGCACAGUUACUCCGCAAAGUGGGUGCCAUGAUAACAUCCUCUCCUCUGUGAACAGCAUAUAAUGUUUUAAGAAAUCUUUGUGUUAACAAAGGAAAGCGCCUCUGUUUCUCUUUCUGUAUGUAGAAUUUGAUGCUCAGAUCAAUCCUUCCAUUAUUAUCAAGCACCAACGUCAUCUGAUUAUCAGAAUCGUCAAUAACAUCUGCUGAUAUCGAAACGCAAAGCAUUCCUUGAAACCACUCUCUGCUUCUUUAAAGAUUGGUUGGUAGAGUUUACUGCUUGUCAAUAUGGAUAAUGGUGACAGAGAUCGGGCAAUUAUCUGUGACAACGGAUCAGGCACAAUAAAGGAUUUGCUGGUGAUGAUGCACCUUGUGCCAUUGUUCCUAGCGUCAUUGGGCGGCGGAAGAACAGGAGCAUGAAUGCAGGCAUUGCAAACAUAAAGGAGGUCUAUGUUGGUGAGGAGGCUCAAGCGAAAAGUGGGAUUCUUUUAUUAAAAUCUCCAAUAGAGCAUGGCGCAGUUAGAGACUGGGAAGACAUGGCAUGUAUAUGGCAGCACGUAUAUGAAAGGGAGCUUUUGACAUGUGCAGAAGAGCAGCCAGUUCUCAUGACUGAAGCCCCUUUAACUCCAAAGGCUAAUCGGGAGAAGAUGAUUGAGAUCAUGUUUGAGACAUUCAAUGUGCCAGCAAGCUACGUAGCAACCCAGGGAGUCUUAUCCCUCUAUGCUAGUGGGCGCACAACUGGUAUGGUGAUAGACUCAGGAGAGGGUGUGACCCAUGUAGUUCCAAUUUAUGAAGGAUAUGCCCUUCCCCAUGCAAUUUACAGGGUUGAUAUUGCUGGCAAGGACAUUACUGAGGCCCUAGCAAAUUCUCUAAUAGAAGAUGGUCAUGUGUUCUCCACUCCAGCAGAACAAGAGAUCAUUCGGGACAUAAAGGAAAAGCUAGCUUAUGUUGCAUUCAACUUCAAGCAGGAGAUGGCUGCUGCCAGGGAGAGCUCGACCCGAGAUCAGCUGUAUGAGUUGCCUGAUGGUCAAGUCAUCAAAGUGGGCUCUUGUAGGUUCAGCUGCACGGAGAUCCUAUUUGAGCCAAGCUGGGUUGGCGUGGAGUCAUGUGGAAUGCAUGAGGCCAUAACCAGGUCCAUAAGAAAGUGUGACAUUGAUGUGAGGAGGGACAUGUAUGCAAAUAUUGUGUUGAGUGGUGGGACCACCGGGUUGCCUGGGUUGGUUAACCGGCUUGCAAAGGAGCUGAAGGAAAUGGCUCCACCAACCACAAGAAUAAGAAUCAUGUCACCACCAGAGAGGAAAUAUGGUGCCUGGAUUGGAGGGUCUAUCCUGGCUUCUCUUAGCAGUUUCGAUCAGAUGUGGAUUACGAAGGAGGAUUAUGUGGAGUUUGGUGCCUCAGUUGUACAUAUGAAAUGCUUUUAGUGAAUAUACCUCUCUCCCUCUCUAUGUAUAUCAUUUGUCUUCAUUAGUCUUAUCUUUCUCUGCUUACCUGUGAUUAGGUUUGGUAGCAAAAGUUUUUCUUCCUAAUGUGAAUGUUGACAUUUUCACAGACGAACAAUACCCUUUGAGAUGGCUUUCUUGACCAUGUAUAAAAGAUUUAGUGUUGCAUCAUAGUCAUAGCAGCAGACUGUUUCUUUGAUCUCCAGUUUUUGUUUUUCUCUUUGGUGGUCUUAUAGAUGACCCCAUACUUUUCGGUGGACACAACAGGAGCUGAAGGCAUACGGCACCACUGGUGGAAGUGGUGAUUGCAGAGAGUACAACAAGAUUCUACAUGUGACAUCAAGCAUCUAUGAGCAUCAUGGUCGUCAGAGGGACACAGAGAGGCUCCUGAAAGGCUUCCUUAGGAAUACCAUUUCCCCUUUACAAACUCCCCAAUGAAAAAAAAGAAACUUCAUAGAAGCUCACGCUUGAACCGAAAAACCCAGAAUAGGAUGACAGGAACAAGGGGAGAGAGAGUGUGUGUGAGAGAGAAUGGACAGGACUGAUAUCAACGAAUUUGAAAGGAAAAACCCUUAGCAUGAUCUCUUGUGGGAGCAGGAGACUUUCAAUUUCUUAUUGAAUGAAAUGGACUGAGAUUUUCAAUUUUGCAUUGGGAAUGGGACCAAGAUGUUCUUUAGGAUGCGUUCCUGUAUUUUGUAGUGUGAACAUAAGAACUGAAAAAAUUCUUCACCUUCUCUCCUGAAA